Molecule: messenger RNA, 582 nt
Organism: Phytophthora infestans T30-4
Lineage: Eukaryota; Oomycota; Peronosporomycetes; Peronosporales; Peronosporaceae
Exons: 6
Coding region: 1-582 (193 amino acids)
Source: RefSeq, a predicted model, not a curated record
AUGCGCGCAGGAGUGCUGGUCCAAGCUAAUCAGCCAUUGGACGGGAGAUCACAGAGAAAGCAGUCGUCGCGAACAGUACCGCAGCAAUUGCGCGGCCAGGAAAGCACCGGCGUUUAUUACGCCCAGAGUGAAAAGCAUCAUAGCAGCUCAUCCGGAGGACGAGAAGCUCUACCGAGAAGAAUGGACGAGGAUCUGGCGUAUCCUAUCCAGUGUCUGCAUUACCACGCUGUGGAUCCAAAGAAACCGAGUCAGGAAGAUGUGGUCGCGCCAACGGCGAUAAGGCGUAAAGGCGGUCUUUGGGUGAGAAAGAUCCAGCGACCUUCUGGCGACAAGUCGCGACUGUACAAGCUCCGACGACCUUUUGAGCCGUCGGUGGAAGUUCGAGAUCCAACAUGGACAUCCUUUGUGCUCAAAGAACAGAGCAGCAUUUACUCUCAACCACACAAGGGCACGUCCGACUAUCGUUCAUUUCUGUCGUGUUCCGACACGACAGAUAAGUCCCUCGCAAGUAUCAAGUGCAAAGCUGUUAAAUAUGUGGAAAAGGCUUACUGCCCGCUACACAGUAACUUUAAGCUCUGUUAG